AUGCACGACACGACGCUUCGCCGGGGCCUCUUUGUCGCUAUUUUCCUUUUCGUCUUCUUGGGCGCCUUCGUCACGCUGGACGCCUACCGGUACAUGUGGAUGUUCUUGUCCAUCAUCUUCGGAGUCGUCAUCUUCACGGACUGUGUUUUCUUCAACGAAGGCGACUUCCUCUACGAUCCCUUUUACAGCAACUGGCUCGAGAAGACUUCUCCGCAGUACUGA
Molecule: messenger RNA, 222 nt
Organism: Neospora caninum
Lineage: Eukaryota; Apicomplexa; Conoidasida; Eucoccidiorida; Sarcocystidae
Exons: 4
Coding region: 1-222 (73 amino acids)
Source: RefSeq, a predicted model, not a curated record